AUGUAUACAAGAAUACUGUAUAAGUACAGUACAUAUCUAGCUGAAAUGCUGGACCUAAAUGGCAAACAACUAACCUUACCUCCAUUUGUCUUCCCAUCCAAUGGUGUAAUCGACGGCACAGAAACACCGCUUUUGCAUACAUUAAGUCAUUACAUGAAUUUCACGUACGAUCUCAUCGAUUGUCGCUUUGAUUUUGGCAUUAAGUACCCGAAUAACACAUGGAGUGGACUCAUUGGUAAACUCGUAUCCCAAGAGGCUGACUUUGGCAUAUUUAACAUGUUUAUGCUGGACGAGAGGGCAGAGGCGGUGCCAUUUAGUUACCCAUACUUUAUCGAUUCGGUCACAUUUACAUACCCGGCGCCCACCAUACGGCCCAAUCACGUAACUUUAUGGGAACCCUUUGACCGAUUCACC
Medioppia subpectinata is the source of this 414-nucleotide messenger RNA. NCBI's taxonomy places the organism in Eukaryota, Metazoa, Arthropoda, Arachnida, Sarcoptiformes, Oppiidae. The record is from the annotation of a GenBank genome assembly.